Olea europaea var. sylvestris is the source of this 651-nucleotide messenger RNA. RefSeq lists its product as uncharacterized. The record is from RefSeq and is a predicted model, not a curated record. The transcript has 2 exons. Bases 1 to 651 code for a protein of 216 amino acids. Lineage: Eukaryota; Viridiplantae; Streptophyta; Magnoliopsida; Lamiales; Oleaceae. Gene Ontology annotation, biological process: response to auxin.
AUGGCCGCAGUCAUCAAGAAAAGCAACGUCAUCACUCAAAUCGUAAGGCUGAGACAAGUCGUUCGGCGCUGGAAAAACAACAGCCUUAAGCGGUGGACUCCACACUACUACUCUUCCUCAGAUUCUGACGAAUCGGCCGGUUCAACCCGGACCCCUUCCGGCUCAUUGGCCGUCUACGUGGGCCCAGAACGCCGCCGUUUCGUUAUCCCCACCCGGCUCCUGAACUUGCCCGUUUUCGUUGACAUCCUCCGUGAGGCGGCGGAGGAAUUCGGGUUCCCGACAACCGGUGGGUUGGUCCUGCCAUGUGAUGCCGGUUUUUUCAGAAAAAUCUUGAAAUUUCUUGAAAAUGAUGAAGAAAACUUUGGUGGGCUAGGUUUGGACGAGUUUUUCAAGCUUUAUUCUGAAGUGGGUAUCGAAUCUUUUGACCAUUUUUCUUGUAAAAAUUCUUCUUACCACGUCUUCACUCCAUUGCUGCAGAAGACUAGGUUGGAUUUGGACGAUGCGUUGCUAGGUUUUGAGAAGAUAACAACUAAUUGGACAACAGAAGAGAAACAAGUGAGAGAUCGAAAGGUUUUACGGCAGAUCAAUAUUCAUUUAUCCAACAAUAUUCUGCAAGAUAUCUUAAAGGAGAAAGCAGUAGCUACCUUGUAG